This is a messenger RNA of Paramacrobiotus metropolitanus, 1638 nucleotides long. Its product is annotated as myosin heavy chain, cardiac muscle isoform-like. The transcript is spliced from 2 exons. Lineage: Eukaryota; Metazoa; Tardigrada; Eutardigrada; Parachela; Macrobiotidae. The coding region runs from base 1 to 1638 and encodes 545 amino acids. The record is from RefSeq and is a predicted model, not a curated record.
AUGAAGCAACAGCAGGGCAUUCUGGAAAAUGCAGCGACCGAAUGGAAAAUCAGAUAUGAACGUCAAAAGGAGAUCGCCGAAGAAGCUCAGAAGAUCGCUGACGACAAAGAAGUCGAAAAGUUCAUCGCGGUUGACGAGCUCAACGAGAGCAUGUCAGAAGAAUCGGCUGAAAGAUCACGUCACUUAGCGGAAUUAAAAGAUCAGUGUGACGAGCUUCGCAAGAAGGCGAACGAAGCUGAACUGAAACGAAACGAAUAUGCAUCCAAGCUCGCCGAAGCGACACAGAAGCUGGCCACAAUGGCAACGGAGAUGCUGAAGCUCAGGAAUGAUCUGAAGCUGAAGGAGGAGAAUAUCGGCAUCCUCCAAAAGGAGUCCCAAGCUCAUCAGAAACGAGCUGAUGAAGCACUUCAAGUAGCGAAGGAGCUCACAGAGCUCGGUGCAACUGAAGGAGAACGACUUAAGAAAGGAAUUAAAGAAGUCAAUGAGGAGAACGAAAAGCUCACACAGGAGAGUCAAAAGUGGCAGGCUCAAGCAUACCGGCUGGACACAAUGCUCGAGGAGAACAUCAGGCUCAAUACGGAGCUGACUGCGAUGGCAACGACAGCAAUGCUGAGAGAAGAUGAAGCCAUCGGCCUGAGAAACCAGCUGAGAUCAGCAGCUGAGGAAUAUACUCGGAUGGAAGGCGAGGUGACUCAGCUGGCCACAAUGAUUAAAAAGAUGGAAAGUGAUACUGAAAAGAUCGUUCAGGAAAAGACAUUCCAACUUCACCAUCAUAUGAUGAAAGUAAAUCUGGAAAACUCAGACCUCAAAAGAGAAAAGGAGGAGUUCCAGUUGAGAAUCAAACGACUCGAAGAUGAAAAUAAAGGUCUCCAAAUGACGAAUAAACAUAAGGAUGAACAGCUCCUACAGUUCGGUGUGAAGAAAACUACCGACGAAUCUCCCCCGCCCAGUUAUAACAAGGCACAGGAAAAAGGAACUGGCGGGAGCGCUCACUUCGAAAUGCCGCUACGAACGGGUGGCGGCAGAGGCGAUCCUAAAAUCGAAAAAGAUGAUGAAGCCUCUGAUAAACGGAACCCGUCGGGUAGUCACCAGCCAUUUAUGAGCUCCGGUGACCCAUCGCAGUCCCAACAGCCAACCGAAACAGCAAUUAAGGAUGACGGAAAUCGGGAUCCACGUUCCCCCCGACAUGAACAUGAUGGGAGAUACUUCCGGGAAUAUCGCAACGAACGAAACGACAGAAAUGAGCGAGACGAGAAUCGUGCCCAAAGAGAGUUCAACCGCUCCAUUAAAAACAUGGGCCGAAAAACCGACCUCGCGACCUUCGACGGCAACCGCGAUGCGGUGAACGGAUGGAUCCGGUUGGUAAAAGAAACCCAACGGACAUAUGAACUGACCGACGAACAUAUCUUAAUCGACAUGGCCAGCGCCGUCAGAGGACCAGCAAAGAUCUGGUUUGAUGGUGAACGGGACAUCGAAGAAGCCGAAGAGGAGGUCUAUACAGUCACCGAAUGGCUUAACAAAUUUAGAGAUGAAUACGGUGAUCGGAAUGAAGAAGUCCUCGGCCUACGCGAAGCCAUGGCCAGGAAAUUUAAACCUGGAAAAGAAACACUGGAACAAUUUUAUCAGGCGAUCAUGUAG